AUGGCCGAAAUACACGAUCAGUUCGAUACCAUCCUCAUUCUUUACUUCGGUUCACAGUAUUACAGUCACCUCAUAACAAGGAGAUGUCGCGAAUUGAACGUAUACGCAGAGCUUAUUCAUUGUACGUCAAAGCUGGCAGAUCUCAAAUUCAAGCCCACAGGGAUCAUCCUCUCCGGAUAUCCAUACUCUGCGUACGACGACGAUGCACCACACGUGUACCCUGGUAUCUACACUCUGGGCGUCCCUAUCCUUGGCAUGCGCUAUGCCUUCCAGGAGAUCUGCUGGAAUCACAAGGGACGGGUAGCAAAAUGCGAUCAUCGCGAAUACGGACUUGCAGAAGUUCAGAUCAGCAGGUCUAGUGAAUCGGUAAGCUCUGUUGACGCCCUGUUUGAAGGACUCGGCGAUCAGAUGCAGGUCUGGAUGUCACACGGCGAUCAACUGUCCGUUAUGCCUCCCGACUUCCAUGUCAUCGGACGGACGAACGCCGCUCCUUAUACUGCCAUCGCACAUAACUCGAAGUCGCUUCAUGGCAUUCGACGCAUUCCCCGCCAGGAAAGCAGCUCAUUGGAGGAAUUUAUUGGCCAGGAAAUCGUUCGCAUCCGUGAGAUAUGUGGUCCGAGAGGCCGCGUGAUCGGCGUAGUCAGCGGAGGUGUUGACAGCACAGUCACAGCCAAGUUAAUGCGCGAGGCAAUCGGCGACAGGCGCACACCACGUUCUUUUCAUAACUUACUCUUACUCGCGCGUCAGAUUAUGGUGGACAACGGCAUGCUUUGUCUCAACGAAGCGCAACAAAUGCGACUUGAUGAUGUCGAGAAUCCGGAACAGAAACGCAAGAUUAUGGGGUCUGCCGAGAAGGAAGAAAACGGAGCGCAGGCAAAGGGGAAGAUCGAAUGGCUAUUGCAAGGAGCCCUAUAUCCAGAUGUUAUCGGGAGCAUCAGUUUUAAGGGCCCUAGCGCGACCACCACGACGCAUCACAAUGUUGGUGGGCUUCUCAAGGACCUCUUCAAAGAUGAAGUCCGUGCGCUUGGAAGACUCCUGUCAAUACCAGCGCCUUUGGUUCAACGUCAUCCUUUCCCAGGUCCCGGUCUGGCUAUUCGGAUUUUGGGUCCUGUCACACGCGAACAAGUGAAGAUCCUGCAGCAAGCGGAUCGUAUCUAUAUCGAGGGGAUUCACAAGGCGAAUCUCUACAAUCAAAUCAGCCAGGCCACGGCCAUCUUGCUUCCUGUGAAAGCUAUCGGCGUGAUGGGUGACAAGCGCACAUAUAAGCAGGUAAUUGCUCUGAGAGCGGUGACGUCGGAAGACUUCAUGACCGCUGAUCGGUAUGCGUUUCCUCCCAAAGCUUUACGUUGGAUAUCGUCCCGCAUCACGAACGAAGUGAAUGGGAUUGAUCGUGUCACUUACGAUAUAUCUUCCAAGCCUCCAACUGUGGAAUGGCUGUGA
Molecule: messenger RNA, 1440 nt
Organism: Suillus subalutaceus
Lineage: Eukaryota; Fungi; Basidiomycota; Agaricomycetes; Boletales; Suillaceae
Exons: 13
Coding region: 1-1440 (479 amino acids)
Biological process (GO): GMP biosynthetic process
Cellular component (GO): cytosol
Molecular function (GO): GMP synthase activity; ATP binding; GMP synthase (glutamine-hydrolyzing) activity
Source: RefSeq, a predicted model, not a curated record